CUUACGUAGGGUAACAAUAGGGAAGUUUCAAACUGACAUUACACAUUCACAUAAUAAAAAACGUGCGGUUCUAGAUAGCAUAUGUAAAGAAAUUAUUUUAAAUACAACAUUAGAGUGGAUUUUCGUUAUAUUUUUCUAUUGCUUUUUUUUAAAGGAAAAUAUCUAGAAACCAAAACCUUUUUUUUAAAAAAAAAAAACCUAAAACGCGUUGACAGUGUACGCUGUGGAGCUGCGUGGAGAACAAAACAAAACCUACAAGCCUUGGGCAUUCGUCAGAACACUUACUACAGAACACUUAUUCGUCAGCCACACUUACUACAGGUACAUAUAGAGGCCAUGGGGAUGGUUGACCAUCUAGUGAUCACAGGUGGAGAACUGGUGCAGAUUCUCCGGACUCGUCCGCCGGAGUUCUUCGGCUCUAAACGAUGCGUCGUCUUGGACUGCAGGCCAUUCCUUGGCUUCUCCAGGGCGCACAUUCGCGACUCCCACAACGUGAACUGGAACUCCAUGCUGCGGCGCAGGUCUAAGAGCUCCGUCGUGUGCCUGGAGUGGCUGGUGGCAGACAAGUCCCUCCUGGGCCGCUUGCGGAGCGGGGACUUCUCGCCUAUAGUGGUGCUGGACGACAAGAGUCGCUCCGUCGGAGAGCUAAAGAGCGAGAGUCUGGCCUGUCUCCUGAUCAGCGCGCUACACUUAGAGGUCCAGUCGGCCACCACGCAGAUUUGUUUCCUACAAGGUGGAUUUGAUGGCUUUUUGGCGGCUUAUCCUGAUCUCUGUUUCAACUCGCAAAAUCACCCCGCUCUCAGUGACUCGGAGCCGGUGAUAUCUGGCAGAACGACUCCCCUCUAUGACCAGGGAGGUCCGGUGGAAAUCCUGCCCUUCCUUUUUCUGGGCAGCGCGCAUCACUCGUCGCGAAGAGAGACGCUGGAGCGCUGCGGCAUCACAGCGGUGCUCAACGUCUCCUCGUCCUGUCCCAACCUGUUCGAAGAGGAGCUGCGUUACAUGACGCUGCGGGUGGAGGACAGCCUCGCCGCGGAUAUACGCGUGCUCUUCCCCGAGGCCAUCCAAUUCAUUGACUCCGUGAAGGAGAGUGGCGGUUGUGUUCUGGUGCACUGCCAGGCUGGCAUCUCCCGUUCUGCCACCAUCUGCCUGGCAUACCUGAUCCAUGCCCAACGUGUGCGGUUGGACGAGGCUUUCGACUUUGUCAAGCGAAGGCGUCAGGUCAUUUCUCCAAACCUGGCGUUCAUGGGGCAGCUGUUGCAGUUCGAGACUGACGUCCUGUGCCCCUACGCUGUUCUGGACUCAGACAACACGGCGGCACAUUUCACUAGCUGUACACCCAGGAUAGAGACCUUUAAUAACAUGCCCUCCAGGAGCCUGACUGAACCUUAGAGGCAGAAGUCUUUGCUCCAGCCUGGGCACCAAAGCCCAGAGGUUCAGAGAGGACUGCAAUGUCACAUGGACCAGUGGCUGUAAUCCAACAAGUGAAGCUUUUUUUGCGAACUGAUGCCAACUGGAUCUAAGCAGGCUUUUCAAAGGUGGGCCUCUAAUUGUAAAUUCCCUGAGAGGCCUUCACACACAUACGCAAACUGAAACAGAACCCCUCCUGCAUUCACACUAUGAUCCAACACAAUGAUGUGUAAUUUAACAUGGCUUGUUUAGUUUAGUUUGGUAGAGGGCACUGCACACGAAACUGAGCAGAUCUAUGACUGAACAGUAAGUCUCACUGUACCAUUGUGACAACAGAAAUGUUCAAAUCCUACUACCAUGUUGCUCCAGUAAUAAAGGGUAGAACAAGGCUUGGUGCAAGGUUUAGGACAGGCAUUGUAAGUCAAGCAGCAAGCCUUGUAGCUGUUGCAUGUCCACACAUUCAAAGAGGUAAAAGAGGCCUUAAUCUCACAACACCAUGUGGCCUUAUACAAGAACAGCAAACAACUACCUGACACUGCUUAGUUUUCAUAGAUAAAGGUGCUAGUGUUAGAAAGAUAGGAGUAACCAAAGAUACACAAGUUAGGUCUCAGGAGGAUAUGGAGAAGAGCAAUAUUUCAUUUUCCAGGUCGUUUCUGCCUUAUUUAGGACUCAGCCAACAUUAUCAUGCAGACUUUGGUAAUAAGCUUCUACCAGUUAUACUUCCUGAACACAUAUAAUGUCAACCUGAUUGGCUUGGUUGGUUUGUUGGUUGGUUUGCCGUGAAGCAGAUCUCGAGCUUUACCACACUCAGGGAGGGAUCAAAGGGCACGACCUCUCAAACUGUGAUUUCCAGCUGCAAGCUAGAGCAGGUGUCAUGUUCAUUACUAAUGUGUGUAAAGCAAUAUCAUCUGUUGAAUCCAUCCCAGUGAUGGUGCAAGAACUUCAAAGUUUUCCGUUUUUCUCCAUUACUCCAGUGUUUUUAGUAAAUAUUUAUUUUUAAUCCACUGAGCAGUGCACUUUACUGUAAAUAUUUUUCAAUGUCAUCUGAUAAUAUAAUGAUUAAAUUAUAUUGUGUAAAGUACUUCCAAAUGUCUAUUAAACAAAUGUGGCAUACUAUAAGGCA
Molecule: messenger RNA, 2530 nt
Organism: Electrophorus electricus (electric eel)
Lineage: Eukaryota; Metazoa; Chordata; Actinopteri; Gymnotiformes; Gymnotidae
Gene: dusp2
Product: dual specificity phosphatase 2
Biological process (GO): protein dephosphorylation; endoderm formation; negative regulation of MAPK cascade
Cellular component (GO): cytoplasm; nucleus
Molecular function (GO): MAP kinase tyrosine/serine/threonine phosphatase activity
Source: RefSeq, a predicted model, not a curated record